Messenger RNA from Capsella rubella, 990 nucleotides. Its product is annotated as FBD-associated F-box protein At5g38590. Lineage: Eukaryota; Viridiplantae; Streptophyta; Magnoliopsida; Brassicales; Brassicaceae. The transcript has 3 exons. Bases 1 to 990 code for a protein of 329 amino acids. The record is from RefSeq and is a predicted model, not a curated record. Gene Ontology annotation, molecular function: protein binding.
AUGGACAAAAUCAAUGGAUUGAGUGAUGACGUUCUCGUGAAGAUAUUAACGUUUCUUCCAACAAACGUUGCUGUAUCCACUUGCAUUUUGUCUAAGCGAUGGGAGUGUCUUUGGAUGUGGUUGCCUAAACUUGAUUUCUUUUCUUUGUGGCUUAAAAAGAAUGGACUUCGUGAUUUUAUAUACAAGAACCUGCCAUUACAUAGAGCUCAUGUCAUAGAAAGAUUAAGUCUCCACAUAUAUUUUAAUCGAGAAAUCGAACCUGAAGAUAUCAAACGGUGGAUUGAAAUCGCGGUUUCUCGCUAUGUACGUGAGCUAGAGAUUGAUUAUUCUCCCAAGAAUGAAAACAUAUUUCCAAGCAACUUCUUUACUUGCAAAUCGCUUGUGAGCUUGAAACUCAACCGCGUGACUCUCAAAGACGUUCCUUCUAUGGUUUGUCUUCCUUCUCUCAAAACUUUGCAACUUAAACCUGUUGCACCCAUAGAUGGAAGAUGUCUUCAACAUAUUCUAUCUGGUUGUCAUGUUCUUGAAGAUCUAUCUGUGCAGCUUUGGCUUAGUAACAAUAUGAGAGUGUUCACUUUAACCAUCCCGUCUUUGAGGAGUUUAUCACUCUUUUUACAUAGUAAUUUUAGCUUAGAUGGGUAUGAGAUAGAUACUCCUUGUUUAGAGUAUUUGAAACUUGAAGACUGGACUCAACGGAUACACUACUCUUUGAUUAAGAAUAUGCCUAGGCUGAGGGAAGCAUAUGUCGAUGUUCGACCCUUUCAAGAGUGUUUUGGAUCAAUCACAUCUGUCAAGCGUCUCACAAUAUGUUGUAGAGAGGAUCAUGUUUAUGGUGAAGGUUUUGUUUUCGACCAGCUUGAACAUCUUGAGCUAUGUGUGCGCAAAAAGGAGGUUUCUUCAAAUCUCCUUCGCCAAUUUCUCAAAGAUUCUCCUAACUUGCGAAAACUAGACUUCUCAGUUUUAAAAUUUCGGGAAUUUUUGGGAUGUUGA